ACUAGCCAUCUCGGAGACUACGAACAUGGCGGAGUGCAACAGUGGGGUGGACCCGAAGAUACCGGUGCUGAAGGGAGAAACGCUGAAGGAUUUCACCAGAUACAAGAGAGCAUUUCAAGCAGCGGAGUUGAGCUGCGAGAGCAAGGAGUCAAAGCAGGCGCUCGGUCCGAAGCUGUAUAGGAACCUGCUGGGCGCGGACAACUCCAUCAGCGUGCUGAUUGAACAGACGAACUCGAAAGACUACGCGACGGAGGACGGCGCCCAGACACUGCUGAGAUUCCUCGAAGAGCAGCGCUUCGCCAAGAGCAGUUUCAGGGAGUUGCCGAAGGCGUUCGACGCGUUCUUCGACCAGACACACUUCGAUAAGAAGGGCGAAGAGCCGAUGGCAGCGUUUUGUACGGCGAUGGAGGUGGCGAAGCGCAAUCUCGAGGAAGUGGACCCAGACACGAAGAUCAGUGCGAACGAGCUAGGGUACACGCUGAAGAGAAACGGACUGGACAAGGACGAGCGCAAUCUAGUGAUAGCACGGGCAGAUGAGACCUUCAAUUUCCAGAAGAUUAGCACGACGCUGAAGAACCUCUUCCCACGAGGUGGAGGUCGGCACCGGGAUCGACAGGGAUCGAGAACGAGCUGGCGAUGGGCGAACUACAACGACGGCGAGCGUGACCAGGAGGACGAAGACCAGAACGUCGAGCACGACGGGUACUGGGUCCAGGACGACGACGGCUACUGGUACGAGUGGGACGAAAAGUACGGUGUCUACGCGUUCGCGGAGGAUGGCGACGACAGCUGGGACGGCAGCGACCUGUUCUACAUCGAGGACGACACCGACGUCUACCUCGCGAGCGAGGAUGACGAGUACCAGCAGACCCUCGUCACACUGCGCGAGAGCAGGCUUAAGAUGAACAAGAUCUGGGCGGCUCGAGGCUUCUGCGGCUUCUUCAAAGGACGAAUCAAUGGAGUAGUGGACGAGAGCGCGGCGGCCGGCGGCAAGGCAGCGGGGCCGGCGGGUAAAGGCUUCAAGGGCCGCGGCAAGACCUCGAAGGCUCAAUCUCGUCCACGACGGCUGGGUUUCUGGGCGAUGACCACGCUGGUGUGCGUCAUGCCGGACAUGUUCCACCAGAAGGACGUCCAGGACCCGGAGCUCGCGACGGAGAAGUUCCAGGAGCCAGCCGAGCGCGACAUCAUGAUGGUCAACGUGGAGAGCGACCCGAUCCUACCGGAAGAGCCAGAGGUGGACGCGAUGAUCUCGAGCACGAUCAUGCCAGCAACCCUGGUGGACAGCGGCGCCUCCGCGGCAGUGGCCGGGCGCGGCUGGCUGGAUAAGAUCGCAGCAGAGCUCGAGAAGUACAGUCUGAGGCCCAUAAUUGUCGAGGCGAGCCAGAAGUUCAAGGGACUCGGCGGCGCACGACGUGAGGCGCAGCAAAAGUGGAUCAUCCCGAUCGGUAUUGGCAAGAAACGCGUCCUGCAGGAGUACUUCGAGAUCCCCGGUGACAUGAUUGGCCUGACAAGCAAGAAGAACCUGGCGGACUGGAAGACGAACCUUUACCUGCGCGAGGACGGCCAGUGGGCCGACUUCCAGGAGCUCGGGGUGCACGACAAGGAGCUCGUGAAGCUUCCCGGCGGCCACGCGGGCAUCGACAUCUUCGACUACGACCUGGAGUCGUGCGAGGCGGAGCCCCUCUUCGAGAGGUUCCGCAUCAACGUCGAGAACGUCGAGCCGGAGGUUUUCCUGGUCGCGGAGACGCUGCUGGUGUCCAAGCCAGACUUCAGGGUCAAGGACGACGCCGAUCGGUGGGUCCAGGAGGCAACGAAGAACGGUAACAAGGGGAUCUUCAAGAAGGGUAUGCUCAAGCGGAUCGACAAGCUCAUGAAGGAGUAUGCGGUUAUAUUCGACGUGCUGCGCGACAACAACGAGACGUUUCCCUGGGUGUUGUUCGCGAAGGAGGCUCGCUUUACUCAUGUAGCCUCGAAGGGUGGUCACGCGAAUGCGACCCCCUCGGACCUGUCAGUUGGCGUGAACUUUAACGACCCUCGGACGCGAUCUGAUUUCCUGUUUUUGAUCAGGACCUUCAAGCCCUGGAUGGUUUCGGUCGCAUUCCCGUGUACCGCCCAUACGAAUAUGCAAGAGUUACAGCGUGCUCAGGGCAUGGGCGACAGGGUGGACGACCUCAUCCAGGAGUCUCGGCUGCUGAUUUACUUUUCGGCGGAGGUGCUCAAGAUUCAGGCUGAAGGAGGACGGAUCGGCAUCGGCGAGAAUCCCCUCACCAGCCGGGCGUGGCGGGAAAUUCCGAUCGUGGACCUGCUGAGCUGGCACGGGAACAAGCCGCCACUCUACGAGACGGUCACGCUGCACCAGUGCAUGUACGGGCUCGUGGACAACUACGGCGACCCGAUUCGCAAGCCGUCGUGCAAGAUGGUGCCCAACGGUUCGUGCUUCCAUGGGUGGCUCGAGCGCAGGUGCGACGGGAGCCACAAGCACGCCGACAUGGUCGGGCGGAGCCCGGCACUGGCACAAGCGGGCGCCUGGCUGGACGACCUGGGCAAGGCUCUGGCGGGCGCUGGCACGCACGAACUGGCACGACGGACAAGCCCGAAGGAGAUGGGCAUCGGGAGCGGCACGGCGAGGUCCCCGAGCAAGCAGAUCGUGAACGCAGUGGCCAAGGCGUUCAAGCUGAGGAAAGACCUGAUCGACGUGCGCGUGCUGACCGGUGACGAGGAGGUUCCGCACCCUCGCGGGGCAGUGCGGCGCAUCUGCGCGGUGUACUCCAGCGAGGGCGUACUGGCGGACUACAGCGACGCCUACGCGGGCGACCCGGGCUUCGUGACGAUAACGCUGGUCAAGCGGUUCCCCACUGACACGGUGAUCGCAGUCUACGUGAAGGAGCCGAAGGUGCAGACGUCCUUCCCUGCGACGGUGCACGUCUACGGGAGCAAGCCCAAGACCUUUGCUCCAGAUGAUCGCGAGACCGACACGGCACAUCGAGACCUGCAACACGAGGGUGAGAGUUUCGGGGAUAAGCCUUCGGACAUCACCACGGCCCAGUGGGGCGCUCUCAAGAAGCUCCACCUCAACCUGAGCCAUCCUUCUGCUCACGCACUGAAACGGCGACUGAAGUCCUACGGAGCGUCACAGCAAGUGCUGGAUGCGGUUGACAAGCUGGACUGCGGCGUGUGCAAGGAGCUCGGCAGGCCGACUACGGUGAGAAGCUCGAACCUGAAGCUCUCGACGGAAUUCAACGAAAACGUGUUCCUAGUCGAGGCCGAGGUGAUACUUGCAGACGGGACCCGACUGAUGGUUAUGAUGGUGAUCUUGGACGACGCGUCGGGCUUCUGGGUAAUCAUCCCUACCACUGCAGUGAGGUCCAUCACUGGCGAGGAGAGCCUGCGAUGUUUUUCGCAAGGCUGGCUAUCGUGGGCUGGGCCACCCAAGGUGCUGUACGACGCGGCCAAGGGUCACAUCACGAAGCGGCUUGCGGAGAUCGGAGAGAAGUACACCAUCCUGAUGAGGCCGGUCCCAGCAGAGGCGCCCCAGCUCAAGGGUCGAGUGGAGCGCGCGAUCGACUUCUUCAAGGACCACUUCCAGCGCCUGAACCGCGACGUGCAGCUCACCAAGGACGACGAUCGGCAUGUGUGGACAUCGGUGAUAGCGAGUACGUGCAACAACCACAUUCGGCGGAAUGGCUUCACCCCUUACCAAUACGUGCUGGGCCGGUCGCCUGGCAUCCCGGCUUCGCUGAUCGAGGCGAUGGAGGGCGAUCAGAGGCAGCUGGCAUCACAGAGCGCGGCUCUCUUCGAGGAGGGCCCGAGGAGAGCAGAGCAGAUAAGUGCGGCGGCGAACCGGGCGUUCUUCGAGCUGGACAGCGACGACGCCGUCAGGAGGGCCAUGGUUGGCCGAGUUCGCCCGCCGCGUGGACCGUUCGUGCCAGGCCAGCCGGUGUUCUACUGGCGCGAGGUGAAGCACGUGAAGUCGAAGAGGCUCCAGGGCGAGCACGGCUGGCGUGGGCCAGCGAUCGUGCUGGCGACCGAAGGCCACACGAGGCUACACCUCAGCUACCGCGGGGUGCCGGUGCUCGGGACGCCGGAGCAGGUGCGGCACGCCUCCCGGAGCGAGGCGGAGAUGGUGGAGAACGAGGACUUGGUCAGGCAGCUCUCUCACUGGCGUGGAGGACCUGCUCUCCAGAAGGGGUUCAUUGAUGAGCGCGGACCUGGGCCAGACGGGAGCGACAAGACGGGCGCGCGCCACGAGAGGGACGAGAAGGACUCGGACCACGAGGACGGUGUGAUCGACACGAGGAGGACGUACCUGCACCUGGAGACCUACCUGAAGUACCACCACUACCGGGAGGAGGACUGGUUCCUCCAGAACAAGCUACAGACCCACCUGCUGCGGCAGCUGGGCAGGGGCACUCCAUGGACCUGGACGCGGCGGCGGCGCCAGGUAUUCCGCAUCAAAAGCAACAGCAACCAGAUCGAGCCGAGCAACCAGAACCUGCACCACGUACCGGACGACCCGAUGGAUCAGGAAGCGCUCUUCGUCAAGGUCAGGAACAGACAGAGGGGCGCGUUUCUGUCCCGGAGGACCGACACGACGAAGAAGCAGGUCACUCCCAAGAAGGGUCGGGAGAUCCGCAGCAUCCCACAGGAGUGGAAGGCGGCUUUUGAGACGAGCGACCUGGAGGAGUGGCGCAAGUGGGUCGAGUACGACGCAGUGGACUGGCCGACCGAGGAGGAGCUCGCGGGGGUGGACAAGACAGCGAUCCUGCCCAUGAGGCGCGUUCGCACGGACAAGAACGAGGCGACGAGGGGCAACCUGUCGUACGAGCAGCACCCGCUGAAGGCGAAGUCCCGGAACAUUGUUCCAGGAUACAAGGACAAGCAGCUGCUCGCUGGCGAAUUGCAGACCAACGCCCCCACUCUGACAGACACGGCCACGGCGGUGAUCCUGCAGGAGGCCGCUAGCCAGUCGGGUUGGAGGCUUGAACAGGGCGACGUCGACUUGGCAUUUCUGAACGGGAAGAACCUCGACAGCUCUCGACGCGUGUAUUUCCGCGCGCCGAAGGGCGGCCUGCCGGCUUUACCGGAGAUGGGCUGGCCAGCCGUUCCAGAAGGGACGGUGCUGAGAGCGAAGAAGGGGAUCUACGGGAGCGUCGAGUCAAGAUCGAAGUUGUGCCCGGCUCUUUUCUUCCACGACGAGAAUGAGAAGCUGAUCGGCCUGAUCGGGACGCACGUGGACGACGAUUUGGUAGCGGGCUCGCCCGAGUUCUUCGCUAACCAGGUGAUCAAGCUGAGGAAAAUGCACUGCUACGGCAAGUGGCAGACGGCGAAGACCGGUUUCCACCACUGCGGGAGAUUCCUCAAGCAGAGCGACGAUGGCACCAUCACCUGCAACCAGAGGGAGCAUACCGAGAGCAUCGAGAAGAUUCCGAUCUCAAACGAGCGUCGCAUGGACAAGGAAGCGAAGGCUACACCCAAGGAGAGGGCGAUGCUCCACAGCGGCAACGGCCAGAUUCAGUUUCUGGUGCGAUCCACCCGUAUGGACUUGGCAUUUCGACUGGUGGAGAGUCAAGCGAGGGCUCACGACAGCGACCUGAAGGUUCAGGACUUGCUGGACUUCAACAAGCUGGUGAGCGACGCCAAGACGGACCAUGUGGACAUCACUUUCCAGAAGAUUAACAUAGACGACGCGAUCGCGGUGGCGGUUGGAGACUCGAGCCACGGCAACGUGGGCAAGACGAAGACCGCGAGUCAGGCGGGCCGGGUUAUCCUGCUCGCAGACAACAAGGACGAUCAGUUCCUUCGCGGGAGGCCGGCCAAGGUCACUCCCAUGUUGUGGCGAUCGCACCGCAUCAAGCGGAUGGUGCGCAGUACCCUGGCGGCCGAGACGAUGGCGGCGCUGGAGCUGCACUACGGACUAGGUUACCGGACCCACAUGGACGACGUGAAGCCGAUCAAGAUGGUGGAAGUCACGGACUGUAAGUCGCUCUACGACCUGCUCCAGAAGCGAGGGACGGUGCCCUCCGAGAAACGGCUGCUGAUCGAUAUCGAGUCGCUCAGGAACGAUCUGGAGUUCAACAACGUGGUGAGCAAGUGGGUGAGCACGAAGCAGAUGCUCGCCGACUGCCUAACCAAGCACGACGUCCGCGCUGGCGACUACAUGAGGUACGUGCUCCAGACUGGUGAGUACCGGCUGACGGAGGACCUCAUGGCGGACCAGAUCAUAGCCAAGCAGAGGAUGGAGCUUAAAGGACGCAGGGGUGAAUACUACCGCUCGAAGUAUCCCAAGAGGCAGCGACCUGAUGACCAGCUCUUUGUUCACGAGGGCUACACCUACUUCGAGGACUGCAUUGCGGAUGUGAGGUACAAUGCGCGUGUGGCUCAGCCUACUCCGAAGCCCUACCUUCGUUGGCGGAUGAUGCUCGGGCAGCGCGAGGACGAUAUCUACUACGAGAAGCUCGAGGACAUGGUCGACUGGUCUGGCUUGGACCAGGUGACGAAGCGUCGGAGGAUCCCGAGCCAGGUGCGAAAGCUGUUGACGAUCUACGCGCCGACCGAGGCGGCCCUCGAGCGCUACGAGAAGGAUUUCACAGAGAAGCACAUCACCAUCAAGAAGCCGAAGGUGACGAACGAUGAGGACCCCCAGAAGGAGCUAGGUGUCACCGAGGAGCUUGGUGCGCACGUGGAGUCGGACGAGAACGUGAAGUGGGAUGGCACCGACGUCGCGGAGAUCUACAUGAUGGACGCUGCGGGUGCCGAGUCUGAGGGAAUCAAGUCAGGCGCCGCUGCAGCUGCGACGGUGACGGUGUGCGCGUUGUGCCGGAUGACGCUGGACCAGUGCGAGUGCGGACCGAGGACACGCAAGAAGCCACAUCGGGCAUCUACCUCUGCGCGUUCCGACGACCUACCUGCCGUACCUGAUGACGAAGGUGAUGAUGACAAGGAAGCAGGGACAUGGCAGAAGGUACCGCACCGACGCAAGGAACCUACUACACCGACGAAGAAGAAGAAGAUGCUGAAGGCUCGCGCGCUGCACAAGAGAACCGGACAUUCAUCGUAUGAGAAGAUCGCGGACGAGUUCGGCGACGUGAUAGAGAACGGUGUUCUCGAGGCGCAUGAGCUGGUGGUCAAGAACUGCGACGAGUGCCGACGAGGAAAGAAGACCUACGCCUCCAUGCAGCGUGGAGCUCAAGGCAGUGAGUUCGAGACGCACGAGUCCACGAGCAAGGCCAAGGGCAAGCGCAAGGGGAAGCAAUCGGCCCGAGACAGCAUAGGCGACUGCGAGCAAAGAGUGUCGACGACACAAGGAAGCAACCAGUACAAGGACAAGCUCCAGUGCCUGCAGUGUGGCAUGCUGCUAGUGGACACGGACACGACGUGGUGGAAGCGAGAGAAGGAGUAUCGCGAGAUCGAGAAGACCUUGCGUACCAGCAAGGAGAAGGAGAUCAAGGCCGAGAUGAAGGCCAUCCGCCUCCGUAACAUGUACGAGAGGAUGACGAAGGAGGAGGCCAGUGAGUCGAGCAAAGGAGCAUGCUCGGCGGAUACGUGA
Prorocentrum cordatum is the source of this 7546-nucleotide messenger RNA. The record is from the annotation of a GenBank genome assembly. NCBI's taxonomy places the organism in Eukaryota, Dinophyceae, Prorocentrales, Prorocentraceae.